Molecule: messenger RNA, 459 nt
Organism: Aphanomyces invadans
Lineage: Eukaryota; Oomycota; Saprolegniomycetes; Saprolegniales; Verrucalvaceae
Exons: 1
Coding region: 1-459 (152 amino acids)
Molecular function (GO): tRNA binding
Source: RefSeq, a predicted model, not a curated record
AUGCUCGCGCGCGGCAUGAUCCGGUGGUUUUCUUCGUCCACACGCUUGCAAGGCGUCGUGGUGGGGCAGAUUGUCAAGUUCAAGAGCCACCCGCAAGCGGAGCGUUUGAAUAUCUGCGAAGUGGCAAUUGCAGCUGAUGCUGAACCUGUCCAGAUUAUUUGCGGCGCACCAAACGUACGCAAAGGCAUGAAGGUGCCCGUGGCGACUAUCGGUACCAAAUUAACGUUCCGUGUGCCCAACCCCGAGGAUGAAGGGUCGUUGGUGGACAAGGUAGUCAAGAUCAAGAAGUCGAAACUGCGGGGCGAAGUCUCGAACGGGAUGAUUUGUUCGGAGGAAGAAAUCCGACUAGCUGAGCACAGCGACGGCAUCAUGGAGUUAUCGCCAGCAUCUAUUGUUGGCACUCCUAUGGCCACUUAUCUGGCAGAGAACGAUAGCACCAAAGCACUGCAUGAACAAUGA